Messenger RNA from Pollicipes pollicipes, 3232 nucleotides. RefSeq names its product PAN2-PAN3 deadenylation complex subunit pan3. The record is from RefSeq and is a predicted model, not a curated record. Gene Ontology annotation, biological process: mRNA processing; nuclear-transcribed mRNA poly(A) tail shortening. Gene Ontology annotation, cellular component: PAN complex; P-body. NCBI's taxonomy places the organism in Eukaryota, Metazoa, Arthropoda, Thecostraca, Pollicipedomorpha, Pollicipedidae. Bases 129 to 1982 code for a protein of 617 amino acids. Gene Ontology annotation, molecular function: poly(A) binding. The transcript has 13 exons.
UGGUGCAAGCAGAACGGGCUGGAGGAAAGGGGAGGGAGAAAACGGAGUAUCGCUAGUGUAGGCGAGGCCUGCAGGGCCUUUUAAACACUUAGCAUCAUUAUUUGUGGUACGGCAUUCAGACACUCAUCAUGGAUCCAGUGUUUGUUCCAUUUUCAAGUUCAGGGCUUCCUCAAGGGUCCAAGCUAUCUACUUACCUGACAAACCGCCGCGGCGCCGAACCAUCUGAGCUGAGUGGUAACCUGGCGAGCCUGAACCUGGAGCCGGCGCUGGGCCGGCCGGCCGGCGGCGGCCUGCCCCACUCGGCCUCCACGCCGUCGUUCGCCACCUUCAGCCCGGGCCGGACGUUUGCCACGCGCCGCGUCCCGCCCCCAGAUGGCACGCCACCUGACCCGCCCAAGGCAGGAGACGAGGCUGGAGCGGACGCCGCGCCACUAUUCGAGGAGCACGUGGGCGGCACCACCUACUACUACACGGCGGAGGAGGCGGCGGCGCAGAAGUCUGCCGAGCCGCCCACGGUCACGCCGCCGUACACCGCCUACCUGACGCCGCCGCCGCACGUGACGAGCGGCCGCGCCGCCGCCGCCCUGGCCGGGGCCGCGCGCGCCCCGGCCGGCUUCUUCGUCGGCGACCAGCUGCGCGAGCAGAUCCUCAAGCAGCAGAGCCUGGUGCUGGUGCACCCCAACCCGCAGGCGUACCCAGAGCUGCCGACUGAGCUGGAUAGUUACCACGAGUUGUGCCCGCUGGAGGCGCCCGGUCAGCCGCUCAAGUCGUCCCUCUUUGGCUGCGUCACCACCUGCUACAAGGCCACCAACGUCAAGACGGGCCAGUGCUGCUGCUUGCGCCGUAUGCACGGGCUCCGGUUGACCGGCACCAAGUGCUUGCAGGCAGUGGGAAUGUGGCGCAAAAUCAACCACAGCAGCCUGGUGACUCUGCGCGAGUUCUUCACUACCAAGGCAUUUGGCGACAACUCGGUCGUGAUGGUGUACGACUACUACCCGGGCGCGGAGACGCUGAUGGCGCGCCACUUCAGCCAGCCGCCGCAGCUGAACGGGUUCGCCGACCCGUUCCAGGACCCGAGCAUACCGCGGCCGUACAGCGCCCAGAAGAACGCCGUGCUCCGACAGAAGAGCGCGCUGAUGCCGGAGCCGCUAAUCUGGGGCUACAUCAUCCAGCUGACGGGCGUGCUGCGCCAGAUCCACUCGGCCGGGCUCGCCUGUCGUGUGCUCGAUCCCACCAAGAUCCUGAUCACAGGUCAGGACCGGCUGCACGUGAACGGCUGCGGCGUGCUGGACGUGCUGACGUUCGACAAUGGCGCCGCCAACCCGCUGGCCGUGGCUCAAGUGUACCAGCAGGAGGACUUGGUUGGCCUGGGCAAGCUGCUGCUGGCGCUCUCCUGCAACUCGGUGCUGGCCGUGCAGCGGGACAACUUCAACACCAGCAUCAGCAUCGUGGAGCGCCACUACUCGGCCGACCUCAAGGCUGUCAUCAUGAGUCUGCUGCUGUCGCCGUCGUCUGGCCGCCAGCGCAGCAUCAACGACGUGAUGCCGAUGAUCGGCGCCCGGUUCUACACGCAGCUGGACUCGUCCCACCAGCUGGCUGAGCGGCUCGAGGACGAACUGGGCCGUGAGGUGCAGAACGGUCGCCUCUUCCGGCUGCUCGCCAAGCUGUCGGCCAUCACCGAGCGGCCCGAGCUGAACCUGGAAGUCGCCUGGGCGGAGACGGGCGACCGCUACAUGCUGAAGCUGUUCCGGGACUACGUGUUCCACGCCGUCACAGAGGAUGGCCGGCCGUUCCUGGACAUGGCGCACGUGGUGCAGUGUCUUAACAAGCUGGACGCCGGCUCGGCGGACAAGAUUUGUCUGAUGUCGCGCGACAUGCAGAACGUGCUGGUCACCACCUUCUCGGAGCUGAAGCAGUGCUUCGAGCGCUCCUUCCACGAGAUCUUCGAGGCGGCGCUGGCCAAGGAGUCGCCUGCCUCCUAGCGGCCGACGGUGGAGACUGGUGCGGCAUCUGGCGGCCGCCCCCUCUCACUCUGUUCUCUGCCCUGCCGGCCGGACUCGGCGCCGCCGCCCCUGCCUGUGCUCGGCCCAGCGCAGCGGCUGCGCUCGUGGGCAGCGCGGCCCUCGAGCUCAGACUGCCGGGGCAGGACGCCUGUGGCGCGAUGAUGUCGGAGCCGGCGAGGCGCCUCGCCCAGUGAUGGGAGCGAGAUGUGAAGGCAGUCGGCCGAUUUCUGCCGAGCCGGAUCUCCGCCGCAGUUCUGUUGUCUUACCGCGCCGCUCCACUACCGCCACCUUUUCCCCCACAGUCCCACCGUGGCUGCCCUGUCUCCAGUCGGGCUGGGUUUGUCUGGCCCUCGUCCCCGGUCGCCGGCCUGUCUCGGUGGCCUGUCCCUUGCGUCCCCUGGCAGCCGCCCUUCGGGACGAGGUCCCCCCGUUCGUGCCGACCCUCCCCCGCGCGUGACCCCGCGACCUGCCGCCAUGUCGGUCCGGUCCGACCAGCUCCCCCGGCCCCUCUCUGAAUGUGAUACACUUGCGGCGCGGCUGCCCGCCGGCGGACGUGGCUCUGGCAGCCGGGUGGUUGGCGUGUGGCGCCCACCGUCGAAUCGGUCCCGCACGGCUGGCGUGAGCCGUGCGCCCCUGGCGGGAGUCGGAGCGAUACGCGGCAGCAGUGCGCUCGCCCGUGUCGGUGUUUUAGUCGCCCGCCAUGGCAGCGACAGGUUCGUGUCGUCGACAGCGCGGGUGUUUUAUCGUCGGAGUACAAAUAGGGUGUUUGGUUGUUGCGCGCGCCGUCUGGUGGUCGGCGCGGCGAGUGCGCCACGUUUUGAGCUGUGUUAGCGGGCUGCUAUAUGUAAUUGUGCAUUCUGAUGGGGCGAUUGUUUGUGAUGGCGUGCUCGCGCGGCGCGUAUGAAUUCCGUGGGGUGGGGUGUUGUAUGCCCGUAACGGUGGGCGCUAUGUUUUCGUCUCGCUUUUAAAUGGAGGCGUGCUGGUUGAAAGGACUCGCGCUGUCGGUUCAAAACUUUUGUCUAAGCCCUGCUGUGAUUCAUCUCAUCGUUACGUUCUUUUAGAUGCGUUUGAAUGCCAGUCAUGCAUCAUAUUGACGCUGUUAAAGGUGGCCGAGCGGCGUCGCCUGCUUGUGUUGAUUCCCAGAGGUGUGGUAGGAUGUGUAAAACACCAAAAUGGCCAACUGUAAAAAUGAUUAACAUGUCAAAGUAACACAAAAACACAAUAAAAUU